AAUGGACAUCCUGCUCCGGGACAUGAACGCGCCGUGGCGAUGACAAGCCUGAUCUUGGAGAACGCCGACUUGAAUCGACUCUUUCCGAAAUGCCGGCCUAGGGGCGGCCCACCCCCGGCCCCGGGGGCCUCCACGCAGAGCAGCCAGCAGCAGCCGCAUGACAGCCCCUGCCAGACGGAGGCCACCGCUAUCACCACCACCGCCACCGCCGCAACAGCCGCUGUUGUCACUAUCGCCUCUACAAACACGUCGACAAGCGUCUCCGCGAUAUCGGACGACAUGAUCGACCUCGAGCGCGACACCCCCGACAGGUAUAGAAAACGAGCGAAUGGCAGAAAAAAAUCAGGUUCGCUGUCCCGUAGGACGGCGAGCGUGGUGUCCGGUUUUACGGUCGAGGGCCAACUGCCGGCGCACACCGCGAAGCCGCUUUCGUCAAGCUCGUCCUCGGCGUCGGGACGUAGCGAGGACGCGCCGCAAUAUGGCAGCUUGCCGGGAAGCGAUCAUCAGGGACAAUCGCAGCAGGACGACAGCGGACCCGAGGAGAGCCCCGUGUACAUUCUCACCUCGGCCAAGGGAGGUCCCAGCUACAAACUUCGGGAUUCGAGAAUUAUAGAAAUUGCUGGUGGUCGAGAAGUAUUCUCACAAAGUCGAGUAAAGGUGUCAGCUAGGAAAUCACGAUUUCUGGCUGCGUCAAAUUCAAUAAAUAACGAGGAUAUUCAAACUGACAAUAAAUUGUCAGUUAAGAAGAAUAACAAAUCUCCUGGUACGCAGACCAUAUGGGAAUUGAGAAGCCGAUGCGGCGAGACUAGAAAGCAACGCGCAAACCGGGAAGUAACAGAGACUGUGUUCGCCUCGGAGGUGCACUCGGUUCGUCGCAACCCGACGAAAUCCAUACUCGACUACGAUUCUCCCAAGAGCAAUCGUAGCAAUCGUAUAAUUAAUUACGAUUCGAUUUUAAAUAGCAAUAAUGUAGAAUACGCAGUACCGAAAAGUAUUACCGAUCUGGAUUAUGGAUUACCAAAGAGUUGCAUAGAUUAUCAGUCGAAUCACAACACACCGGCGAGAAGUAUGGCCAUCGUUAGUGACGGUGAAGUUGUUGUUUUCGACGAUAUCGAUGACAAUUGGCAGGGUCUGCGAUUGGAUCUGGCGUCGAACAACACGAACCAAGUUACGACCAAUCUGGAUCUUGAGACGGACGAUUCUCAGAGAGGUCGUAUCGCGCCGGAACCACCGAGCUCCAGCGUCGGGAGCACACCUAGUCCAACAACGGCAUAUCACCGCAACACUUCGGAAUUUUUCAAAGUUGUUACACCGGCGAGUGAUUGCGAGGUGGAUUCUCUUUCCCCGGAACGUAAUCAUAAAGUUGCGAGAGUCAUCGGUGAAUUGCCGAUCGCUCAGUAUUCCGGCAGCCCGAGACGUUAUGGGGUGCGCGAAAAUACCCAGCUUCCUAGCUUAUUAUCGUCGCCUUCGAUGUACAUGACACCAAGACCUGGUUUUCCUCAAAGAGUAUUACCAACAACACCAAAUCACAAUGAGAAGGAAGAGACUUCUGCAGAAAUCGUUGUAGACAAGACUGUGAUAGAAAACACUAGCACCGAAGAUCAGCCUGUAAAUGCUUCAACUCCGUCACCAAAGGUCGAAGAUGAGGAGGAAGACUCUUUGAAACCUACAACCUUACCUGCUGAUAAUAUAAGCAGUCUUGUAUCGCCAGGAGGUAGCACCUUCGACUAUCUGUACGAAUUUUCAGAGACGCGAAAAGUAUUAGAAGAAUUUUUCAAAUGUCCGGCGCCGACGAAAGAAAAGGAGAACAGCAUAGAAACUUUUCCUUUUCAAGAUCUCGAUUAUGAAUUACGAAGACAAGGAGGUAGCGCAUAUGUUGGCCAACGGUUAGCCAGCGGUCCGCCGGCAACGGAAGAGGUUAUGGUACAUGAAUCUCCUAAAAAGCAACGAGUAGAAUUUCCACAAAAUACAGGUGAACACGAAAACAACUUUUUAGACCUCUCUGUAGGUACUGGCAGCAGUGAGGAUCUGGGAGAGACUGAGGUCGGUUUGCAAGUUGGACAUUCGCGUAAUUUUACGCUCAGUCCGGAGACGACCGAUUGCGAUAGCAAUUGCGGCGACUUGGACAGUGAGGUGUCCCUCAUGAUGAUGGAUAAUGAAUUGAUGCCCGCAAGCGGUCUUCUCGGAUCGGUCGGCGAUCUGGGAAACAAUUCCGACUCGCUUAGAAUAUACACGAGCAUGCCGGUGCUGGAGGACGGUCUGUCUAGCGGACACGCGAGCGACACCGACAACAACAAUCCUACUGUGAUGCUAAUGAAGCGGCAAAUAAACGAGAUAGAAAAGGAACUUAUACAGAGAACUCGUAACGAUAUGUUGGGCACCAAUGAGAACGAUUCCGGAAAGGACGUCAGUCUAAAUGUAACAAAGGAUAUUUUACAUACGCUGAAGACUACGUCUCCCGAUCUGUUUAUCGCGAAGAAGGAGAAUUCGUACGACGCGAACGAGCUUCAACUCGACGGACUGGAUCCACUGGGUACGCCGCCGCCACCGGCGCCUCAAGGAAGACAAAGUGUUACAUUAGACGUAAACUGCGGAGAGGUGGAAGCGGCUAUCAAAGACAUCAGAAUGGCGUUGCAAAGAACUAAAACUCUGCCUGUGAAGUCGCCGUCUGAAGAACCACCGGAGCCGAGCGUCAGUCCGAUAUGGAUACCAAGGCGGAGAGUUUGUAUGGAAAGCAAUAGUGAGGAAUCGGAAGCACGUCGCGUAGGUGACGAGGCUGACGUGGAGAUCGAGGAAUGCCCGGACGAAGAAGAGGCUGAUACCGAUCUAGAAACGGAUCGGUUACUCGGACAGCAGAGAACGGACGAUCAGGGAUUUUACGACGACAAGGGGUGGAGGAAGCCUAAGUCUAGGACAAUGUUACCAUCAAUGAAUGCAAAAGUCGCUACUCCAAAGCAAACCCCUCCCAAAACCCUGAGUGUUGCCCCGAUAGAAACGCUAGCGCCUUCCGAGCCCAUACCCUCUACGUCUACCUCGAUCUCUCCACCGCCCGUAGUAUCUGUUAUACAAUCGCCGUCUUCUAACGAGUGCGAAGUAACCACUCCCGCGCAACCCACAUCGAGUCCGCAGAAGACCCCAGUCAAAAACUCUCCUUCAUCCCCACAGAGCCUCAAGGAAUCUAACAACAAGGAUAAGGAAGGAAAGAAAAAGAGUAGGAACAAAGAAGAUUUAUUGGACGAUCCUUCAGUGUUAAUCGAGGGUGUCUUGUUCCGAGCGAGGUAUUUAGGAUCCACGCAAUUAGUAUGCGAGGGUCAGCCUACGAAGUCGACCCGAAUGUGUCAAGCGGAGGAAGCCGUUUCCAGAAUAAAGGAUGAUGGGCCAGUGCCGAUGCAGGCAACACUCUUAAACUAUAGGGGGCAGCAUGGGUAUGGUCGCUGCAGCAUUGCCUCGCAAGGAAGCCUAGAGGAAGACGAAUGCGACUCGAGCGAAGAACUUAUAGGAAGCGCUUCUGGUGGGGGCCAGUCCGCCGAGUCGCACGCGCUUGGGGCCCAGCCGAAACUGGCCCCGAUCAGUGGCUGCUUGGGGUCCACAACCGUUUUCAGACUACAAUUUCUUGGGUCGGUGGAGGUGGAAGAGGAAGGGGGACGUAAACGGCGUAAGCGCCUUAAGAACCACAUGGUGGAAGAGGCCGUGACAAAAAUCAAGGCGUUGGCACCAGACGGUGACACUCAGCCGAGCACGGAGGUAGAUCUCUUUAUCUCCACGGAAAAGAUCAUGGUUCUCAACACCGAUCUCAAAGAGAUCAUGAUGGAUCACGCGUUGCGCACGAUCUCGUACAUAGCGGAUAUCGGUGAUCUCGUGGUGUUGAUGGCGCGGCGACGUUUCGUACCUCACGAAAUGGAAGAGGUGCCGAAAAUAAAUCGAACUCCGAAGAUGAUUUGCCACGUUUUCGAGAGCGAAGAGGCUCAAUUCAUAGCACAAAGUAUCGGACAAGCAUUCCAAGUAGCGUACAUGGAGUUCCUAAAGGCAAACGGAAUAGAAGACCAUAGUUUUGUUAAGGAAAUGGAUUAUCAGGAGGUGCUCAAUUCGCAAGAGAUAUUCGGCGACGAGUUGCAGAUGUUCGCCAAGAAAGAGAUGCAGAAAGAGGUGGUGGUGCCGAAAGCGAAGGGCGAGAUCCUCGGGGUCGUAAUCGUUGAGUCUGGGUGGGGCUCGAUGCUGCCAACCGUAGUAAUAGCGAAUUUAGCACCGGCCGGUGCCGCCGCUCGUUGCGGACAACUUAACAUUGGCGAUCAGAUAAUAGCAAUUAACGGUGUAUCAUUAGUCGGCUUGCCUUUAUCAACGUGUCAGACUUACAUAAAGAAUUCGAAGAAUCAAACGGUCGUUAAACUGACUGUUGUGCCGUGCGCACCCGUUGUCGAAGUGAAAAUCAAGAGACCUGACACGAAAUAUCAGUUAGGAUUUAGUGUACAGAACGGAGUGAUAUGUAGUCUAUUGAGAGGUGGUAUCGCCGAGCGGGGUGGCGUACGGGUGGGACAUAGAAUAAUUGAAAUCAAUAAUCAGAGUGUUGUUGCUGUACCGCACGAAAAGAUUGUUAAUCUUCUGGCUACGUCAGUGGGAGAGAUUUUGAUGAAAACAAUGCCCACGUCGAUGUUUAGGUUGUUAACCGGCCAGGAGUCUCCGGUGUACAUAUAAAAAAAGCGUUCAGUUGCCUGGCUGAGAUGCGUAGUGAACAGACAAUACAUCCGCCAUCCACUACCAUACUAUCUUGCUACAUUAUAUCUUUAUUGUACAGGUUAUAUUCUAUAUCGCAAAUCGCUUUGUGUUUCGAUUCUUAUGGGGACGAUUCUAUGACAUUCACCAGCUCCUGCUUAGAAAGAGAAAAAAAAAAAAA
Molecule: messenger RNA, 4891 nt
Organism: Pseudomyrmex gracilis
Lineage: Eukaryota; Metazoa; Arthropoda; Insecta; Hymenoptera; Formicidae
Exons: 17
Biological process (GO): chemical synaptic transmission
Cellular component (GO): cytoplasm; plasma membrane; dendritic spine
Molecular function (GO): protein binding
Source: RefSeq, a predicted model, not a curated record